AUGCUUGCUAGAGCUCGAGUCGCUGUUGCAUUCGUCCCGCGGUCGCAAACGCAACUCUUCCAGGGUCUCGUCACUGUAACACAGACAAAUGUGACGCGUGGCUUAGUGAAUACACCGCUCUUCAACUCCAGGUCAGCGCGUCAAAGGCAGUCGGUGGCUUGUUCGGAGCCUUGUUCGGCGCUUCAAGUUGCCACAGCUGGACGUCGCUGCUUCGCCACCGAUAAAAGCGACACACCACUGCACUUUGACACGCACAACGUCGUCAAGAGUCUGCAGGACAGAGGCUUCUCGACAGAUCAGUCGGAGGCGAUUCUGCACGUGAUGAAAGACGCCAUGGCCGAUUCGUUGGAGGCCCAAUCGCGCAUUUUGGCUACGAAAUCCGAGCAUGUGGAGCUCAAGGCCGAACUGUCCGAGCGGGUCUUUAACUCCACUCUCAAGUUCGACAUUGCCCAGCGCCACUCGCGAGAGCUGCUGGAGCGCGACUUUAACACGCUGAAGCAGGAUAUCCGCAUGCUCGAAAAGAUCGACUUCGACAAGAUCCGCAUGGAAAUCGCCGAGCUAGAAAAAAAGUUUUUGCUGCAGAAGCAAGCAGAGGACGAAACUCUGAACGAGCUCCGACUGUCGAUGGAGAAAGUAGAGAAGCGCAUGCUCCAGUACGCCGUGGGUUUUGCUGGUACCAUCAUGGCUGUGGGCGCGGCAUUGAUGCGUUUAGUCCUAUAAAACUUCAGACAAAAUGAAGACCAUUUUCCUUCUAC
This is a messenger RNA of Phytophthora infestans T30-4, 755 nucleotides long. RefSeq lists its product as uncharacterized. The transcript has 4 exons. The coding region runs from base 1 to 720 and encodes 239 amino acids. The record is from RefSeq and is a predicted model, not a curated record. Lineage: Eukaryota; Oomycota; Peronosporomycetes; Peronosporales; Peronosporaceae. Gene Ontology annotation, cellular component: mitochondrion.